Molecule: messenger RNA, 1199 nt
Organism: Sebastes umbrosus (honeycomb rockfish)
Lineage: Eukaryota; Metazoa; Chordata; Actinopteri; Perciformes; Sebastidae
Gene: cdkn2c
Product: cyclin-dependent kinase inhibitor 2C (p18, inhibits CDK4)
Exons: 3
Coding region: 202-789 (195 amino acids)
Biological process (GO): negative regulation of cell population proliferation; regulation of cyclin-dependent protein serine/threonine kinase activity
Cellular component (GO): nucleus
Molecular function (GO): cyclin-dependent protein serine/threonine kinase inhibitor activity; protein kinase binding
Source: RefSeq, a predicted model, not a curated record
UUCCUAGUUAAUCUGCUAUGGACACUUUCUGUUAAUAUAUACAGUCCUAUACGUGUUAAUACACACAUAUUUCUUACCAAUCAAUAUCACUAAACUAUUUGUCAAUAGUCUACUCUAAAGUAUUUUUAAAUAUUUUUUACAGUGCUAGAGUGAGGAGCAUGUAGCCCAUGUGGGUUGGAGGGUGGAAAGUAGGCGUCUCAUAUGAGACAGCUAUAUUUGAUCAGACUUUCCUUCUGGAUGACCCUGUUUGUCUACACAGCCUCUCAGAAACUUUGGCAUCUAUCUGCUUAUAUAUUUUUUACAAGAAUGGCUGACAGUCUUUGCAAUGCUGCUGCCAGUGGAGACCUAUCCAAAGUGCUGUUUUUGCUGCAAAGUGGAGCUGUAGAUGUUAAUGGAUUAAAUUUCGCCGGCAGGACUGCAAUGCAGGUGGUGAAGUGGGGUAACUCCGCGGUGGUCGAGUCUCUCCUCCUGGCCGGAGCAAACCCCAACCUACCGGACCGGUGCCUGAGUCUCACCGCGGCGCACGACGGCGCGCGCGAGGGAUACAUAGAUUCUAUGCGCGUGCUGGUGGAGCACGGGGCAGAUGUGAACCUCCUGGAUGCGCGAGGUGAGCUGCCGCUGCACCAUGCCGCCAGGGAGGGUCACCUGGAGGUGAUCGAGCUGCUGAUCGGACUCACUGAGAACCCCCAAACACCCAACCAGCAUGGACACACCGCCGAGCAGCUGGCGCGCCUCCACAAUAAGGAGAACGCGGCCAAAUCCAUCCACGACUAUCUCAGCCCACACUAAAGGGCGAGGAGGAUGAAGAUGAAACCGCCUGGGCCUUUCUGCUCAUGUCUAUUUGCUGAUACUUUAACAUUUAAUUGAAUAUUUUUCUUAAAAAUCCGUUUGCUUGUUAUACUUCUGGAAUGGCUUAAUGAAUCAGCUGCAACUAUAGAAAGUGUAUGUGAACUGGUAACACAUUUAUUUAGAUGUGCAUAUGCUGCUUGGAGAGAAACGGGAGACAAGUUUAUAAGUAAAGCUAUUGUAAUAAUUUGGUAUACCAAAAUAAAAAAAAAGACAAUAACAAUGGUUCAUAACAAUGUUUGGUUAGUUGUAAAUUCCUGUAGCAUUAAAGCCGUUUCUCACCAGUAUGGUGCAGGAAUGCGGUUGUGUCUGAAAUCUGAAUUGAGAUCUGAAAAAACUCUCGCGAAACUCGC